Molecule: messenger RNA, 2046 nt
Organism: Heterocephalus glaber (naked mole-rat)
Lineage: Eukaryota; Metazoa; Chordata; Mammalia; Rodentia; Bathyergidae
Gene: Parp2
Product: poly(ADP-ribose) polymerase 2
Biological process (GO): double-strand break repair; protein poly-ADP-ribosylation
Cellular component (GO): nucleolus
Molecular function (GO): NAD+ poly-ADP-ribosyltransferase activity
Source: RefSeq, a predicted model, not a curated record
GCGCACGCGUACUAGCGUACUAUGGGUUCCCCGCCUGUGACUGAGCCCGCGAUUCCUGGAGCGAGUUGAUGACAUCAGCGUUUGAACUCCAUGGCGGCGAGACGGCGUGCCAGGAGCGGCCGCGGGAAGCUGGCUUCUACAGUAUUAAAUGAAACCAAGAGAGAUAAUAAUGGCACUCCAGCUACAGAAGACUCACCUCCUGCCAAGAAAACUCGAAAAUGCCAGAGACAGAGAGUGAAAAAGGAGCCUGUGGCUGGAGGAAAGGCUGAUAAGGGCAGGACAGAAGACACACAAGAACCAGUGAAGUCAUUGCUGUUAAAGGGCAAAGCUCCUGUGGACCCAGAGUGUACAGCCAAGGUGGGAAAGGCUCAUGUGUAUUGCGAAGGAGAUGAUGUCUACGAUGUCAUGCUAAAUCAAACCAAUCUCCAGUUCAACAACAACAAGUACUACCUUAUUCAGCUGUUAGAAGAUGAUGCCCGGAGAAACUUCAGUGUUUGGAUGAGAUGGGGUCGAGUUGGGAAAAUGGGCCAGCACAGCUUGGUGACUUGUUCAGCUGACCUCACCAAGGCCAAGGAAAUCUUUCAAAAGAAAUUCCUUGACAAGACAAAAAAUAAUUGGGAGGAUCGUGAGAAGUUUGUAAAGGUCCCUGGAAAAUAUGAUAUCCUGCAGAUGGACUACGCUACCAACACUCAGGAUGAUAAUAAAACAAAACAGGAGGACUCCCUUAAGUCCCCCUUGAAACCAGAGUCACAGCUAGAUCUUCGGGUCCAGGAGCUGAUAAAGUUGAUCUGUAAUGUCCAGACCAUGGAGGAGAUGAUGAUUGAAAUGAAGUAUGACACCAAGAAGGCCCCACUUGGAAAGCUGACAGCAGCGCAAAUCAAGGCAGGUUACCAGUCUCUUAAGAAGAUUGAAGAUUGCAUUCGGGCCGGCCAGCAUGGACGAGCUCUCCUGGAAGCAUGCAACGAGUUCUACACCAGGAUCCCACAUGACUUUGGACUCCGUACCCCUCCAUUAAUCCACACCGAGAAAGAACUGUCAGACAAAGUACAACUGCUAGAGGCUUUGGGAGACAUUGAAAUUGCCAUUAAGCUGGUGAAGACAGAACUCCAAAGCCCAGAACACCCAUUGGACCAAUGCUAUAGGAACCUGCACUGUACCUUGCACCCUCUAGACCAUGAAAGUCAUGAGUUCACAGUGAUUUCCCAGUACCUACAGUCUACACAUGCUCCUACACACCGUGACUACUCCAUGACCUUGCUGGAGGCCUUUGAAGUAGAAAAAGAGGGUGAGAAAGAAGCCUUCAGAGAGGAUCUUCCUAACAGGAUGCUGCUAUGGCACGGUUCCAGGCUGAGUAACUGGGUAGGAAUCCUGAGCCAUGGGCUUCGAAUUGCCCCGCCAGAGGCUCCCAUCACAGGUUACAUGUUUGGGAAAGGAAUCUACUUUGCUGAUAUGUCUUCUAAGAGUGCCAAUUACUGCUUUGCCUCCAGAGUAAAGAAUACAGGACUGUUGCUUUUAUCAGAGGUAGCUCUGGGUCAGUGUAAUGAGCUACUUGAGGCCAAUCCUAAGGCAGAAGGAUUACUUCAGGGCAAACACAGCACAAAGGGCCUGGGCAAGAUGGCUCCCAGUCCUGCCCACUUCAUCACCCUGAAUGGGAGUACAGUGCCCUUGGGGCCAGCAAGUGACACAGAAAUUCUAAACCCAGGGGGUUAUACCCUCAACUACAAUGAGUUUAUUGUCUAUAACCCAAACCAGGUCCGUAUGCGAUACCUUCUAAAGAUUCAAUUUAAUUUUCUGCAGCUGUGGUGAGUGUUGAUAUUAAAACAGAGAAGAUAUAGUCUUCAAGCAAGAAAAUCAGCAUUGUUGUACUUUUAAACUUUGUUUCAUUUUGUUUGUUGAGACAGGGUCUCACUAUGUGGUCCAGGCUGGUCUUGAACUCAUGUGUAGCCCAGGCUAGCCUCAAACUUAUGGCAGUCUUCCUGCCUCUGCCUUUCCAGUGCUGGGAUUAUAGGUGUGCACCACCAUGCCUGGCAUAAACUUUAUUUUUUC